CGGGCUUUUACAGCGAGCGCCUCCGGGCUGGGGGCGAGGCCGCCGCCUGGCCCGGGGGAGCGCCGGGGGCUGCGGUUAUCUGAACUUUUGUGUGGAUGGCUUCAGAGAACAUUUCAGGAGUAGGGAAUGAAGUGGAAGUCAACUGAAUUCUCUCAUGCUCUGCUGAGACGAAAUGACAUUCAUGUUUGCAGUGAAUGGAAGUCAUGGCAAUGUGUAACAUGGGAGGGAAAGGCACGAAUGGACCAUGUGGCGUGACUCAUUCAGACUGCAGCUCUUCUGCCUGCUCAUGGCAGUGCUGGCUGUUGUGGUGCUGGUCCAUAACUUUUUUCAGUUAGAGCACCUGGAUGAUGACACAGUUUCAGGAUCGAAUUGGAUUACAGAAAACAAUGUCCAGAAGUCUCUGUCACAGACAACCAAAACCACCGGGAAGCCUUACUGUGGGUACACGCAGCAGAGCUUGUCCAAAAGGGAACAAGUGGAGCAGGAAUUGUUGCUUGCUGCAAUACAGUGGCCAAAGCCCCCUGAUGGCAAAAUCGCCUUUGCACAAAGCACUGAUCCUACACACAGUGACUUUGUGAUUGUGAAACCUAGGAGGUUCUUCAAGGUGGGUGAUCAGUUAGAGGUACUCGUUCGUAUGAAGGAUUUCCAAGGAAAACCCAAGCAGUAUGGUGGAGACUAUUUACAGGCACGAAUUCACUCUCCUGGGCUGAAAGCUGGAGCAGCAGGAAGGAUUGUAGAUUGCCAUAAUGGCUUUUACAAAGUCUUCUUUACCUUGCUUUGGCCAGGAGAGGUCAAAGUUUCUGUGUCACUUGUCCAUCCGAGUGAAGCAAUCCAAGUCCUACUGCGUUUACGAGAGGAAAGGCCAGACAGAGUCUAUUUCAAAAGCUCAUUCAAGUCUGGGAGGUAUUCAGAGACUACAGAGUGCAAUGUUUGCUUGCCUGGAGGUCUCCCAGUCUGUAACUUCACAGAUCUCUACACGGGUGAGCCAUGGUUCUGUUACAAGCCUCGAAAACUGUCCUGUGCAAGCCGCAUCAGCCAUGCCAAAGGUGGAUAUCUGAAAGGCCUUCUGACACAAGAGGAAAGCCUCUUUUUCCAAAGUGACAUGAAUAUCAAGAGGCCAAUACUCUCCAGUGGACCUGAUUCAGUCAUUGUAAAGCCCAAGGCAUUUACAGAUCCAAGCAGUAUGGGCAGAGCUGAAGAUCCCACAGCUUCCCCUUCUGGUUAUUAUUAUGAAGACCAGUGGAGGUCCAGAACACAUUGGAUCCAUAAUUUUAACAAAUCAGAUGACAUAACCGAGUGCUUACAAGGAAAAGUAAUCCACUUGUUUGGAGACUCUACAAUAAGGCAGUGGUUUGAAUAUUUGACAGCAUUUGUUCCAGAUCUAGUGGAAUUUAACCUGGGCAGCCCUAAGAAUGUGGGCCCUUUCAUGUCAGUGGACCUGAAGCACAAUAUCCUGCUGAAAUUCCGUUGCCACGGGCCACCCAUCCGCUUCUCCACGGUGCUCAGCAGUGAGCUGCGCUACAUCGCCAACGAGCUCAACAGCAUCGUGGGCGGCAGGAACACCGUCAUAGCCAUAACCAUAUGGUCCCACUUCAGCACCUUCCCCGUGGAAGUGUACAUCCGGCGCCUCAGAAACAUCCGCAGAGCCGUUAUCCAGCUGCUGGACCGCAGCCCCAAGACUUCAAUCGUCAUCAGAACCGCAAAUGUUCAGGAGCUUGGGCCAGAAGUGAGCCUCUUCAACAGUGACUGCCCAAGUACAGUAUCUCUUUUGAGCUGUGGAAUGAGGCUGGAUGAUAUGGAGGAGCUCUGGGUACUGUACUCGCAUGCAGGGUAAGUAGGGUGGCCUUAAAGUCUGGGUAGCUGUGAAGGGUGGUAAAGAGGAGCUGACUCUUCAGGCCAUAUCUUCCUGCAAGGUUGAUUCCUUCAAGCUUAUCAUUCAUACCUGAGAUUAUUAGAGAGCACCUUAAAUUAAAUUGGCAGGGUUCAAUAAGAGACUAUUUGGGUUAUUAGCUUUACUAGUUAUCUGCGCUGUAUGCCUAAUUUAAUCUGUGUUGACACUGAUUCUGUUGCCAGGAUAUUGUUGCUCAGAACAGUGUGUGAAACCUGGAAAGGAUUUUGGGAAUGAUCUUUCUCUCAGCAUUCCAGAGCUUAAGGGAUGCCUCCUCCAGUUGUGUGUCAGAGAAGCACAGUGUCUGUUCUUGUUUCAAAGUCCUAAUUAGAAAUGUGAAGGGAAUGUACCAAAGUCACCAAUAAAGAAGCACAAUCACAAUAUCUGUAGAAUUAAGUCAUGAGGAAUUUGCUGAAAUUUGAUCGAGCACCCUAGUUAGGUACCUUUGUUGUUUACAGAUAGCUGCUACAUAGAGCAAAUAGCUGGUAUUUUAGUUUGGUUUCUUGUACUACUGAAUUUCCUUUGAGCUUUGAUACACUGUGUACUUCUUGAUUUAUCAUUAGCAAGGAUAUGUGUGUUUUAUGACCUCAGUGAAACCACUGUCUCAGGCAGUUUUUGCAAGUUCAAGUUGCAGGCUCGCCUACUUGAAGCUUAAAGUAUUUGCCAGUGAAAGUGUUUCAUUUAGCAGUGAAAGUGUUUCAUUUGCCAAUGAAAGUGUUUCCAUUCCCUGCGAGCUACAGCCGUUCCCUUAUGCUCCUGCGAAGCCAGGCUGCCAACAGCGGCUCUGGUGCGUCCUUCACACAGGUGUCAGGACGGGGAGGCAAAGCAACCCGAGGGCCCUGGUGUGCUUUAGCAGUGGUGGUCAAGGCCGUGCAAUGACUCCUUUUCAGGGUCUGGCAGUUCUGUCGUUUCUUCAUGAACUUCAGUGCUGCCAAUAUAAAAGGUGGAACACCCUGCACCCAAAAGCCAAGCGUGCCCAGGGUUGCCUUCAUAUAUCUGCUUGGCACAGACCCAGGUUUGCUGGUGCCUCUCCAGCCCCCUGGCCUGGCAUUUACUGCUGAUGAUUUGAUUGAGCCUGUCUACAGUUUUAACUAGAAGCACUUUGAAAACAGUUUUUAUUAAAGUCAACUCCCAGAUUAAACAGCUGAGAAGUGUUCCAUGCUGUCUUAUCUUUGGUCCCACUCAGGCCAAAGCCAGUCUUCACUGGCUUGUGUCAAAACCAAGUUGGGUUUUUGUGAGCAAACUGAGAAGAUUAAUAAGGCAAAUUUUCGGGUUGCACAGAGUGAAAUUAUCAAAAUAUCUUUAUGUUAGAAAAGUUUCACACCUUGUUAGGUUUGCUGCUCUCCUAAGGAAGUUUGUGCCCUUCCUGGCAGAGCCCUAAGAGAGCCAAGGCUGCCAGCUAUAGCAACAGUGUUUCUUAUUGUGUUCAUUUUAAAGGGCAACUGAGAAGUAGUUUAAAAACAAAUAUAAAUUAUUUCAGCAUGUAAAAGGCAUCAGUACUAUCCAUCUAUUAACAUUUAAAAAAUGUUUAAACAUGUCUGGAGGAAUUGUGUACACUGAAAUAGCACCUUUUCUUAGCUUUUCAAAUCAGCAGUUAAGAGGUCCAAUUUGCUGGUUCCUACUGACAACUGCCUCACACAGCAUCUGCCCAUGCAUUAGCAUUAGGUAAGUGUUUCUUACAUUAAUAUGGUAAUGGCAAUUUAUCCUCUGCUAAAAAGAUGCCACAACAAUUCAGGUCUGGGAAAGUAAACUGUCACAAUGAAAAAUGAACUUUCAUCUUCAGUUGUGAUUUUUAUAAUAGGUAAAGGCUUUCAUCCUGAAUAACAACUCUAUCCUAAAAAUUCUCAUGGAAAUAGGACUUCAGACUUCUUUGAAGGAAACUACUUAAUUUGUGGACUGACCAUUAGAUUUAACUCAUAAAGCCAUAUUGUGUGUGAAAAUGUUGUGGCUGUAUGUUUCUUCUCUGCGUGUUGUAGUGCUUGCUACUGCUCCUCAACAGCAGCUUUAUAUCACUGUUAGCUACCGAGCACAGAGAGAGAAGAAAAUAUUCUUUUGAAUGCUUUCACAGUUGAGGGAAAGAGAACAGAACUGCUAUUAGAAAAGGUGUCUAAUUGCCUUCUGGUAGAACCUAAUCCUUUAGAUUAAUUUUUUAAUAACAGAUUAAUUUAUUGGUAAUGAACUUCAGGGAAAUUGCCAGUUGAUUUAGAAUGAGGGUCAAGAUUUUAUUUUUUGGGGUCUGAAAUAGACAGGGAAGAGAAAUCUGAGGAUUUACCUGCGUUUGGGGACACUGUACUUUUAGAUGUUAUUCAGGUGGUCUAUGCAGGAUUUUUCAUUUCUCUUCUCACCUUGUUACCAUCUAUCUCAUCAUGUUACCAGUUGUGUAUGUAUGGAAUAUGCAAACACAGAAGCAAUAAAAUAUUUUAAAAUCACUUUAUUUAAACUUCUAAAUGGAUUCUACUAGGGACUUAGGUUAAGGUGUUGGUUAUUUUUGAAGUUACUUAAUGUGAAACAGAACUGGAAAGGAAUUUCUCAGCAUCUGUUAAGGACCUUCCUCAACACAUAACAAAUUAAUUCACAAGGUUUUCAAAGCCCUGUCUUUCCUUUCUUUGCAUUUUCUUCCUUUGAAAGGAAGAAAUUGUAUUAAUUUUUAUAUUUUCAUUCUUGUACUGAUAAUUUUGAUUAUUAAUCUUUCAUUAGAUAUUUUUUAUUUUUUAAUUUCUCCAUUCAAAAUCCAGCUUUCUCAAAUUCCAGUGAAAGAAACUAAUUUAAUUGUUUUUAUUAGAAGAUUUCAGAGUAAUUUAUUUAUAAAAUAAGUAAACUUCAUUUUAUAUAUAUUAGUGCUGCACUGUAAUAUUUUGAGUGUUGUUUCUCAUGUGUAUCUUCUUAGGCUGAUUUCUUCCUUCUAGAAAUUUAGUAAAAAUGUUAGUUGAAUUGUUGAUGAGAAGGGAGGAUAAAAAGCAAAAGCUUCCCUUUUUUCAAGUUUUCAGUUGCUUCUAAUGUCAUCUGCGAAUGUAGCACUGCUUAAUGAGAUUUAUAUUACCAUUUUUCAUUGCUUUGCUUGUUAUGGGAAAGCAAUUAAAAAUGGAAACUUUGUUUACCACAAGUGUCUGUACAACUUUUUAUGUACUGAAGGUGACAAUUUCAUGGAUACAUGACAAAGACGAAGGUUUGAAGUUGUCUUCUAGAGGGGUGGAGGAUACUGAGGUUUUGUUUUGGUUUUGUUGCAGAAGCGUGGGUUAGAACAUUCUUCCAUUCGUGACAGUUUAAAUAACAGUAAAAAACUUCAGUCACAAAUGUGUUUUUCAUUUGUAAAGCACUUACUCCUUAAGUCCAGAUAAUUUCAUAUAUAUUUAGAUUGUUUGGAAGGCUCUUACUCUCCCUUGGGAGGAGUGAAGAACUCUGUAUGUUAGAGAAAGAACUUGUUUUGAAAUAACUUGUUUUUUUCUAAUAUAUGUAUGUUAUUAUAAUGCUUGCAAUAUACAAAAGGCUCUACUGUCUUGUUUCCUGAUGUGAUCAGAAAAACAAUUUAAAUAGCCAAAAAGCUCAGAGAAUGAAAAGUUCCUAAUAAAGAGGGCAAGUUUACUUGAACCAUUUAA
Messenger RNA from Vidua chalybeata, 5484 nucleotides. RefSeq names its product neurexophilin and PC-esterase domain family member 3 (gene NXPE3). Bases 245 to 1834 code for a protein of 529 amino acids. The record is from RefSeq and is a predicted model, not a curated record. The transcript has 8 exons. Lineage: Eukaryota; Metazoa; Chordata; Aves; Passeriformes; Viduidae.